Sordaria macrospora k-hell is the source of this 1428-nucleotide messenger RNA. RefSeq lists its product as uncharacterized. NCBI's taxonomy places the organism in Eukaryota, Fungi, Ascomycota, Sordariomycetes, Sordariales, Sordariaceae. Gene Ontology annotation, molecular function: nicotinate phosphoribosyltransferase activity. The record is from RefSeq and is a predicted model, not a curated record. Gene Ontology annotation, cellular component: cytosol. Gene Ontology annotation, biological process: NAD+ biosynthetic process via the salvage pathway.
AUGAACUUCAACAGCUCUUUGCCUCACCCGGCGGGGGUCAUCUCGUUCCUCGACACCGAUUUGUAUAAGUUGACGAUGCAAUGCGCCGUCCUUAAGUACUUCAGGGACGUUCCUGUCACCUACUCGUUCACAAACCGCACGCCCGAGAAGAAAUUGUCGCGCGAAGCUUUCGUCUGGCUCGAGGAACAGGUUAUGAAGCUCGGAAAUAUUAGCCUUUCCCCCGAAGAGCUCCAGUACCUCAAGACUCACUGCCCAUAUCUAACCGAAGAGUACCUCGAAUACCUCUCCGAGUUCCGCCUUCGGCCGCGAGAGCAGGUUACCGUUCAGUUCCGCCCUGUCGAUGACUUAGAUCUCGGAGAUAUUCACUAUGAUAUCAAGGGCACAUGGGCCGAGACUAUUCUUUACGAAAUUCCGCUCCUAGCGCUCACUUCCGAAGCCUACUUCAAGUUCAUGGACAAGGACUGGGAGUAUGAGGGCCAGGAAGAGAAGGCGUUCGAAAAGGGCAUGCGCCUUCUCGAGGCCGGUUGCGUAUUUUCGGAAUUCGGAACGCGCCGGCGCCGCGACUACCACACGCAGGCUUUGGUGUUUAGGGGUCUCACCAAGGCGGCCAGGGAAGCCGAGAAGAAGGGCCUGGCCGGCAAGCUCUCCGGUACUAGCAAUGUUCACCUCGCUAUGCGCUUCAAUAUCCCACCCGUUGGCACCGUUGCGCAUGAGUGGUUUAUGGGCAACGCCGCCAUCGUUGGCGACUACAAGUCCGCUACAGAGGAAGCUCUUUCCCGCUGGGUUGGAUGCUACGGCCCUGGUGUCCUCGGUAUCGCGCUCACAGAUACCUUUGGAACUCCUGAAUUCCUUAGGGCCUUCAGCAAGCCCAUGUCGUCCUCUGGCGAGCCAGUUCCCCAGCCAAGGCAUCGCAAGAUGAGCAUGGCCGAUACUUUUAUCUCCGCAGCGAAGGAGAUUAUCAAGGACCUCCACACCGACAAGACCUAUGCCGAAGUCUUUACUGGUGUCCGCCAGGAUUCGGGUGAUCCAAAGGAGUUCGUCAAAGUCAUGCGCAAGUUCUAUGAUGAAGAAGGCAUCAAGGACAAGAAGGUCAUUGUCUUUUCCGACUCGCUCGACAUCGAUAGGUGCCUAGAGUACAAGCAGGUCGCCGAAGAGGCCGGCUUCCAGCCUACCUUUGGUGUUGGUACAUUUUUUACCAAUGACUUUGUCCACAAGUCUACCGGCAAGAAGUCCACGCCCCUGAAUAUUGUCAUCAAGCUAAGCUCGGCUGCGGGAAAUCCAGCAGUUAAGAUCAGUGACAACGCGGGCAAGAACACCGGAGACAAGGCGACAGUCGAGAAGGUUAAGCGAGAACUUGGAUACGUCGAAAAGGACUGGAGCGAGGGCGAUGAGUCGGCGAGAUGGGGUCGCGAGGGGGGAUGCUGCUAA